Messenger RNA from Mercenaria mercenaria, 7086 nucleotides. RefSeq names its product ubiquitin-conjugating enzyme E2 L3-like. The transcript has 4 exons. The record is from RefSeq and is a predicted model, not a curated record. Bases 154 to 618 code for a protein of 154 amino acids. NCBI's taxonomy places the organism in Eukaryota, Metazoa, Mollusca, Bivalvia, Venerida, Veneridae.
CUAUGAAGAAAGAAUUAUGACAAACUGAAUAUAUCUAGAUCUAGUAAUUUGGAAUUAUAACAAAGGUCCUGGUAGUAGAUAUAUUUACCGUAUCUAUAGUAUAGCAGUACUCUCCCUUAUUUUGGUGGCGUUUGGUCACGUGACAACUUCAAGAUGGCAGCGACCAGAAGACUAGGGAAGGAACUGGCUGACUUGAAGAAAUCUCCUAUAAAAACUUUCAAGAUUCUAGAAGUGGAUGAAUCCAAUAUACUGCAAUGGCAGGCACUAGUUGUACCUGAAGGCGAACCAUAUAAACAGGGAGCUUUUAGAAUAAAAAUAGACUUUCCAGCGGAAUAUCCGUUCAAGCCGCCUAAGAUCACAUUUAUGACAAAGAUUUAUCAUCCUAAUAUAGAUGAAAAGGGACAAGUAUGUUUGCCUAUCAUUAGUGCGGAGAACUGGAAGCCUGCCACAAAAACAGAUCAAGUUCUACAGUCCUUAGUGGCCUUAGUGCAAGAUCCUGAGCCAGAACAUCCUCUAAGAGCAGAUCUAGCAGAAGAGUAUUCUAAAGAUCGUAAAAAGUUCAACAAAAACGCCCAGGAAUUUACAAAGAAACAUGGCGAAAAACGCCCCUCAGACUAAACACACUGUGAUGUUUUCUUUUUUUUAUAGAAAGCCAAUUUUUUUCUUUGUUUCACAUGAUCUUUGUGUCAUAUAGGCAUACAAAUGACACCGAAGGGGUUGUUUGAAAAGUAAUGGUAGCCAUUUGAAUACAUGAAAAUUCGCUUAUCAAAAGCUAGCCUUAUAAGUAUAUCUUUCUUUUAUAGGGUAGUCAAAGCCCUAGUAUAGAAGUGGUUAAAUAAGACAAAGAUAUUAUUAUCAGGGGUCACUGCAUUUGCCAUCUGAGGCAUUCGUUGCAAUUUCAUCAAAGUGGCUCAAACUUCCUUCAUGCGUUUCUUAAAAAUUUAUUUGUAUAUGAUGGCCAGCAGUUUUGGUCAAGUUUACUGGACUGUUUUUUUCAUCGGGCAAAUUCUUGCGGUCCUGUGUACUUUUUCUUUGCAUUGUGGAUUAAAAAAAAACAACACUUCUUCUCAAUGUGUACAGAGAACAAACUUUUAGCAUAUUUGUGAAAUAUUUCUACAAUAGAACUGGAUAAAAAAAUUAAUACUUGACCAUUACUUUUUGAGGAAUUCAUUGUAUUGAGUGGUAUGAAAAGUUUGUAAUCACAAAUUGUUGCAAUAUGUCUUAAUCAGCUGUUUGAUCCAGUAAAUCUUUAACAAGUUUUUUUUUUCUGUUGUGAUUCUUUUUUUGCUAAAUCCAGAUGCAAUAUAUACAGUCACCCCUGCCUUAGCAGUCACCUGCAUUAAGGGGCCAGUCAGCUAAAUUCCGGCAUUGACAUUUUGUUCCAAUUUCCACCUGUCUUAAGCAGUUACCUCCCUUAUGCAGCCACAUUGUGUCCCUCCUUUGACUGCUUAAUACAGGUUUGACUGUAUAAAUAUUAUUCUAUAGGUCUAUACAAGUAGUUUGAAAUUUGAAGAUCUCUUUACUAAUGUCAAUUUUCUGGCAAAAAAAUAUUUUUCUCAAUUCUGGCCCAAGAAGGAUUUUGAAAAUUGAAAAUAAUGUAUAUAUAAAAAAUUGUGAUAAGUUCAGAAUUUUGAAAAAUCUAAAAAGUUCAUAUUACCACCUUCAGAGUUCUGAACCCUUAUCUUGCUAAACACUAUUAAUUAUGCCUUUGCGACCAGUGUAGAUCAUGAUCUGUCUGCACAUUCAUGUAGUCUGAUCAUGAUCUGCACUGUUUACCAUUCAGCCAGUAUGUUUUUGGUAUGCACCCCUUUUAACAGUUAAUGGUACAGUCUGAAUUGUAAGGUGGACAAGUUCAUUAAAGAAAUUUAGCAGGAUAAGGGUUAAGAAUGGUCAUGUCUUGCAUUUAAAAAGCAGUCAAGAAAAAAACCUUGUUACUGAAAAGAUGGAUUAAACAGACUCUGUCACUUAGUGCAAAAGGGUUAUGUAGCAAUUUGCUGUUAGAUAUAGCGCUGAUUGAUUUUCUUCUGACCACAUGUUUGAUCCAUAUUUUUCAUAACUGCAUUUUUCUUUGUUUGUUCCAUAAUUGAAUAAGAACCAUUGAAUGAUUAUGCCACCCUAUGCCACCACAUUUUAAACAGUGGUGGUGUUAAUUUUAAAAAAUCUGCAGAUGCGUUUUGUUGGAAAUUUUUUUUUUUUAGCAUUUAAGAUGUUGUUUUACUUUAAGACUUGUAAAAAUAUAAUCCACAGUGGUUUUAUAUAUAAUUUAGAUGAAUUGGAAAAUGGAAAACUACUGUUAUGAAAAAUGUGAAUGAAACAAUAGUCUCAUUACAUAAUUUUUACUCAUUAAAGGAUGAUGUAAUCACACUAAAUUUUGUUUUAAUGUAUUGUUGAAUGAAUGGCUGAACAAGAAUUCAGGGUGUCUGAAAUAUUGAUAUAGGUGUACAUGUUUCAGGGGCAUGUCACAGGAUGCAUACAGUGUAUCGAUAUUUUUGAAAUUUGAUAUUCUUUGAAAUAUUAGAAUUAUAAAUGGAAAUGUAGGCUUAACCCUUUUCAUGCUGGACACGACUGAUUCUGUCUUUGCGGCCAGUGAAGAUCAUGAUCAGCCUGCACAUCCAUGCACUCCUUUUCUGUCUUCAACACCCUUUAUCGUAUAAAAAUCUGUCAAGUAACAAGAAAAAUAUAGGCAAGAUUCUACCUGAAUCGGGACAUUUUCUCAAUGUGUACGAUAUCCAAAAGUCACAUAGGUUGGUCUACCUGUUGUAGUAAUUUCGAAAAAUAUAAAUUCAAAAUUAAUCUGGUGGCAUGCCCCUUUAAAUAUACAUUUCCAUAAGUAUUUCCUUUAUCUAGUUGUAUAUUCUAAUAUUAUGCUGUUGAUUUUUUAUAUAGAUUAUGUAUGACAAAUGUAUACAUGUAUUCUGUAGGUGGGUGAUCUUGUUCCGUGUAAGGAACUAUUUUGGAUCUUGUUAUUUCAUAAUUUGGUGGUCUGAAGCCAUUGACAUUUAUCAUAGCAAUUAUUAUCCCACCAAAUCAUCUUUCUGUAGAAAAUCAACAUAAUUAUAUAUCUAGUGUUGGGCUAAAAAUGGUAAAGACUGGACUGUAAAGAAAAAUUUCAACAGACAUCCUUGAGCAUUUUUAUUGGAAAUGGUAAAAUAAUGUCGAUCAAAACAUGAUGUUAGAAUAGAGUUAACUCCCUAUGGUUUCAGACCACCCAGUUUGUAAGUGUAUUUCAUCACAGUGCAUUAGACUUUAUAUAACCUUAAAUGGAAGUGGAUUACUUUUUUCUUUGUUACCCUUUUUAGCUCGACUAUUCAUAGAAUAGUGAGCUAUUGCACUCGCCCAUGCGUCGGCGUCGGCGUCCGCGUCCGCGUCCCGAUUUUGGUUAAGGUUUUGUAUGUAAGCUGGUAUCUCAGUAACCACUUGUGGGAAUGGAUUGAAACUUCACACACUUAUUGACUGUGACAAACUGACUUACAUUGCACAGGUUCCAUAACUCUAUUUUGCUUUUUUACAAAAUUAUGCCCCUUUUUCGACUUAGAAAUUUUUGGUUAAGGUUUUGUAUGUAAGCUGGUAACUCAGUAACCACUUGUGGGAAUGGAUUGAAACUUCACACACUUAUUCACUGUGAUGAACUGAUCUACAUUGCACAGGUUCCAUAACUCUAUUUUGCUUUUUUACAAAAUUAAGCCCCUUUUUCGACUUAGAAAUUUUUGGUUAAGGUUUUGUAUGUAAGCUGGUAUCUCAGUAGUUACUAAUGGGAAUGGAUUGAAACUUCACAUACUUGUUCACUAUCAUGAUUUGACUUGCACUAAGCAAGUCCCAUAACUCUACUCUCUUUUUUUUUCAAAAUUAUGCCCCUUUUUCGACUUAGCAGUUUUUGGUUAAAUAUUUGUAUGUAAUCUGAUAUCUCAGUAUCCACUAAUUGGAAUGGAUUGAAACUUCACACACUUGUUCACUGUCAUGAUCUAACAUGCACUGUGAAGGUCCCAUAACUCUACUUGGCAUUUUUACAAAAUUAUGCCCCUUUGACUUAGCACUUUUUUGUUAAGUUUUUGUAUGUAAGCUGGUAUCUCACUAUCCACAAAUUGGAAAGGAUUGAAACUUCACACACUUGUUCACUGUCAUGAUAUGACAUGCUGUACAGAGGUUCAAUACCUCUACUUUGCAUUUUACAAAAUUAUGCCCCUUUUUCAACUUGUAUUCAUUCAAUUGACAAGGCUGUUGAAUAGUCGAGCGUUGCUGUCCUCCGACAGCUCUUGUUUUUUUUUGGAGUAGAAACUAUAUUACCAGAAGUACUAAAAUUCUUCUGUUUAUGUUUUCAGAGCUUUGAUUUCGAUAAAAAAAAAAAUCAUGCAGUAUGUUCAGUGAGCGUUAGUUUAUGUGUGCAGUGGUAUUUAUUGUAUGUUAUUUAGUGAUAAAGACGAUCAAAAUGGUAACUGAUAGAUGUUCUCUUAGCAGAAAGAAAGUAAAGUGUUCCACAGAACAAAUUUCUUUAAAAAACAUUGUAUGUAUGCAAGUAAUUUUAAAUAUUGAAACAAAAAUUUGGCUGUUUAGUAAAUAUUACAUUUUGCUGAACAUUGUCUUUCAAAGUUGAAAUUCCUUUUAGAUAUUGUUACAGAGGUUUCGUUAUAUUCUUACGGAGGUUCCUUUUUAAAAAAUUGUAAUAGAGGAGCUAUAAUACUAUCAUUAGCUCGACUAUUCGAAGAAUAGGGGAGCUAUCCUACUCGCCCUGGCGUGAGCGUUAGUGUCACACAAAUGUUAAAGUUUGCGUACCACCCCAAAUAUUUUCUAAGUCCAUUGAGAUAUUGCUUUCAUAUUUUGCAUACUUGUUUACCAUCAUGACCCCAGUCUGUAAAAAGGAGGAGGCAACUCUAUCAAGCAUUUUGACUGAAUUAUGGCCCCUUCUCGACAGAAUAAAUGUUAAAGUUUGCGUACCACCCCAAAUAUUUUAUAAGUCCAUUGAGAUAUUGCUUUUAUAUUUUGCAUACUUAUUUACUAUCAUGACCCCAGUCUGUAAAAAGGAGGAGGCAACUCUAUCAAGCAUUUUGACUGAAUUAUGCCCUUUUUUGACUUAGAAUAAAUGUUAAAGUUUGCGUACCACCCCAAAUAUUUUCAAAGACAAUUGAGAUAUUGCUUUCAUAUUUUGCAUACUUGUUUACCAUCAUGACCCCAGUCUGUAAAAAGGAGGAGGCAACUCUAUCAAGCAUUUUGACUGAAUUAUGGCCCCUUUUCGACUUAGAAUAAAUGUUAAAGUUUGCGUACCACCCCAAAUAUUUUCAAAGUCCAUUGAGAUAUUGCUUUCAUAUUUUGCAUACUUGUUUACCAUCAUGACCUCAGUCUGUAAAAAGGAGGAGGCAACUCUAUCAAGCAUUUUGACUGAAUUAUGGCCCCUUUUCAACUUAGAAUAAAUGUUAAAGUUUGCGUACCACCCCGAAUAUUUUCUAAGUCCAUUGAGAUAUUGCUUUUAUAUUUUGCAUACUUAUUUAACAUCAUGACCCCAGUCUGUAAAAAGGAGGAGGCAACUCUAUCAAGCAUUUUGACUGAAUUAUGGCCCCUUUACGACUUAGAAUAUGCUUAUUGUAAUGUUAAAGUUUUACUUAUAGCUUAUAUUAUACUAUCAAGCACUGAGAUAAGUCGAGCGAGCUGUCAACUGACAGCUCUUGUGUUAUUUUGUUCUUGUUUUUUUUGGUCAAAAAUGCAAUAAACAUUCAAACUUUGAUGUAGUUUUAACAUUAAUGAAAAACUGUCUGGUUAGUUUUGCAACUUAGUCUAUGAUAGUGUUACUUAAGCAGUUAGAUGUGGUUAAAUGAUUAUUUUAAGUUUCAUUUGUGGAAGAUCAAUAAGGUUCUAUAUACUGUUGUGAUAAAUAUGUAUGUAUCGUUUAUAGAAAUUUAUGCAGUAACUCUUUCUAGCAGCUUUUUUACUUAAAAACAAGUGUUCAUUACUGCGUUCAAAGUUUAAAGUUCUUUGCACCAAAUGAAUGAUAUAAAGUAUGUGUUUGAAACUGAGAAACAUGAAAAAAGGGAAAAUCUGUUGUCAUCAAAUAUAAAAAAAAAGUCAGUAGAAAGUUUCGACAAAUUAUCAAAUAAAGGCAGCAUGUCUAAUAUCCAUUCUACAUUAAGGCAGAUUUUUGUCCCAGGUCACUAGUUAUAAAGCUAAGUUUGAAGACCAGUCCAGGCAAUGACGACCAGUCUAGGCAUUGGCGACCAGUCCAGGCAUUCUGGCAUCUGAUUGGUUGUUUCAGAGUAUAGACAUGAAAUUGUCCAAUCAGGUGCGUGGUCACAUUAACAAAAGAUAAUCAGCUAUGGAAAUAUUUUGUUCGGUAGUAUAGCAUUUAGUCAAAUGUGUAACUGAUAUUUUUUGUCAAAUUUUGUAGAAAGAAUUAAAGAUUUACUUGUCAUACUGGAGAUUAAUGUUUGUUCACAUUAUUUUUCUUUGUGUAGUAGACAUACUGUUUAUAUUUCAGUGUAUUUAUGUAUGAAUAAAGUGUAUGUAUGUUAAGGUAACAUAAUUAUGUUUGUUUUUCACUGUUUUGUGUAUGAAUAAAAGAGUUUGAAUCUUAGGUCAUAUUGGAACUGUCUUCUCACCGUAAUAUACGCUCAUGAAAAAUAUUAAAAUUGGAGUUUGCAACAUAUUCCAUAAAUAUUCUUGUUAUUGUGGUGUCAAUCGUUGGAAUAAAGUUGAAGAUGGGCAUUUAUUUGUAAUUUGCCAGUCUCUUUUACAAAAUAAAUGAAAUGGAGUUGGACAUGACUGAGGAAAUUGCUCAUAACUUGACCAUUCAUUUCUAAUGUCAGAAAUUUGGAUAAAAAUUACUUAUUUCGGUCAUGGUUACUAGCAGAAACUGUCAGAAUUUCUAUAAAGGUUGAGACAUUUUCAUCAAUUGAUAACAAGUGAUUGUACUCAGUAAAGUAAAUAGGCGGGAAAUUCCGUUUUGUGAUGUUGAACUCGAGGAUUUUUGACAGGGUUUUUAGAUGCACAUUAUAAGGAAAUCGGAAUGCAAGAUCUGUUGAAUUUGAAACAUGUAGUCUGUUGGAUCUGUAUUGAAUGUCUCUGUAAUGAAAAAAUAAAAUUGAUCUGAAAGUUGCAAAA